CACACACACACACACACACACACACACACACACACACACACACACACACACACACACACACACACACACACACACACACACACACACACCGAGGAGACGACACACACACACAUAUCCUAAUUGUGUCGAGACGAUAUUGACCUCUUGGGGAAUCCCCCCGUAUUUCUGUGCUGACGAUGGCAUCGUCUGUGGCUUAUGUGUUGUUGCUGGUGGCUGCUGUCGUACUGGGACUGUACCAUAUCUUGGUGGAAGGGGGGUGUGCUGGGAAGUGCUGCGGAGGUUCUGACAUCACCUGUGUAAUGGCAGACUGGAGGAUGGACCGGGUAUACAGAGCCUGCUACUGCGACGAGGGCUGCCUCAGGACCAAAGACUGUUGCUAUGACUACCCCACCGAGUGCCCAGCCCAGUCGUGUGUGGUGACUGCGUGGAGUCACUGGAGCGGUUGUGCCCAGCCCUGCCGGCGCUCCAGGAGGAACAGGCAGCGCCACAUUGUGCAGGAGCCCAAGAACAGUGGAGAGUCCUGUCCCAGUCUGAAGGAGCAGGCUGGCUGCAUGGACUACCAGUCACACCAGGGAGAGGUCUGCUCUCAGAAUACUGGUCCAGGUUUCAUCACCACCAUGAAUCUGUUCGGUAGAAGAAGACAGCAUGACAUCACACCUCUGGACCCUGGGUUCUGUAUGGAGUACAAGAUAGAGUCUCUGACUCCUCACUGUAGGGCGGAGACCCGACCACACGCCCGCUGGAUGCAGUACCUACGGGAGGGUCACGUGGUGUGUGUGGCGUGCCGACCACCCGCCAUGCGUAACCGUAGCGGCAGCUGCCAGGGAGACGGUCAAGAAUCCGACAGUGAGGAGCUGCUCCAUUGGCUGGCUGUGGGGAACUCUCGCUGUCGAGGAACAUGGAAGAAGGUCCAGAGAACAGCACACUGCUCCUGUCCUCACGUCCACAGCUUCCUCUUCAUAUAAACACACAGCAAGCCCCCAGUCUGGCAACUGGCACCCUGUUCAUUAUAUAGACAGGUUGGCUGACAACAGCACGACCAUGAUGUGUGGGGAAGAAGGCAGUGUGUUAUGAUUGUGAACGGUCAAAUAGCUAGCAACAAUGACAAGAAGCUGCCAUGUGAGCAAUUGUACGUGGCUCAUUUCAGGUAGUUAGUGUGGCUUGCGAAGCAAGAGUCCCCACUUUAAAUCUUCAACAUAUACUACAUGGCCAAAAGGGUGUGGACAACCUUUCAAAUGAGUGGAUUCUGCUAUUUCAGCCACACCCUUUUGCUGACAGGUGUAUAAAAUCGAGCACACAGUCGUACAAUCUCCAUAGACAAACAUUGGCAGUAGAAUGGCCCGGACUGAAGAGCGCAGUGACUUUCAACGUGGCACCGUCAUACGAUGCCACCUUCCCAACAAGUCAGUUUUCAAUUGUCUCCCCAGCUAGAGCUGACCCGGUCAACUGUAAGUGCUGUUAUUGUGAAGUGGAAACUUCUAGGAGCAACAACGGCUCAACCGCAAAGUGGUAGGCCACACAAGCUCACAGAACAGGACCGCCGAGUGCUGAAGCGUAUAAAAAAUGUCUGUCAUCGGAUGCAACCCUCACUACUGAGUUCCCAACUGCCUCUGGAAGCAACGUCAGCACAAGAACUGUUCGUCUCGAAAGUAAUGAAAUGGGUUUCCAUGGCCAAGCAGCCGCACACAAGCCUAAGAUCACCAUGAGCAAUGCCAAGCGUCUGCUGGAGUGGUGUAAAGCUCGCCGCCAUUGGACUCUGGAGCAGUGGAAAUGCAUUCUCUGGAGUGAUGAAUCACGCUUCACUAUCUGGCAGUUCGAGUGUAGAAUCUGGGUACUGCGGAUGCCAGGAGAACGCUACCUGCCCCAAUGAAUAGUGACAACUGUAAAGUUUGGUGGAGGAGGAAUAAUGGUCUGGGGCAGUUUUUCACGGUUCGGGCCCCUUAGUUCCAG
Molecule: messenger RNA, 1950 nt
Organism: Oncorhynchus gorbuscha (pink salmon)
Lineage: Eukaryota; Metazoa; Chordata; Actinopteri; Salmoniformes; Salmonidae
Product: somatomedin-B and thrombospondin type-1 domain-containing protein-like
Exons: 6
Coding region: 177-965 (262 amino acids)
Source: RefSeq, a predicted model, not a curated record